Molecule: messenger RNA, 3303 nt
Organism: Oncorhynchus masou masou (cherry salmon)
Lineage: Eukaryota; Metazoa; Chordata; Actinopteri; Salmoniformes; Salmonidae
Product: serine-rich adhesin for platelets-like
Source: RefSeq, a predicted model, not a curated record
UCAUCCACAUCCACAACCACAACCACAUCCUCAUCCACAUCCACAUCCUUAUCCACAACCACAUCCUCAUCCACAACCACAUCCUCAUCCACAACCGCAAACACAUCCUCAUCCACAACCACAGGCACAUCCACAUCCUCAUCCACAUCCACAGGCACAUCCAAAUCCUCAUCCACAUCCACAACCACAUCCUCAUUUUCAUCCACAACCACAUCCAAAUCCUCAUCCAUAUCCACAUCCACAUCCUCAUCCACAACCACAACCACAUCCACAUCCACAUCCUCAUCCACAUCCUUAUCCUCAUACACAUCCACAUCCACAUCCUUAUCCUCAUCCACAUCCACAUCCUCUUCCACAUCCACAACCACAUCCUCAUCCACAUCCGCAUCCUUAUCCACAACCACAUCCACAUCCACAACAACAACCACAGGCACAUCCACAUCCUCAUCCACAUCCACAUUCACAACUACAUCCUCAUCCUCAUCCACAUCCACAUCCUCAUCCAAGACUUCAUCCACAUCCACAUCCUCAUCCACAUCCACAUCCUUAUCCACAACCACAUCCUCAUCCAAAUCCUCAUCCACAUCCACAUCCUCAUCCACAACUUCAUCCACAUCCACAUCCUCAUCCAAAUCCUCAUCCACAUCCACACCCUUAUCCACAACCACAUCCUCAUCCACAUCCACAUCCACAACCACAUCCUCACCCUCAUCCACAUCCACAUCCUCAACCACAUCCACAACCACAACCACAUCCUCAUCCAUAUCCACAUCAUCAUCCACAACCACAUACUCAUCCACAUCCGCAUCCUUAUCCAUAACCACAUCCACAUCCGCAUCCACAACCAUAUCCACAUCCUCAUCCACAACCACAACCACAUCCUCUUCCACAUCCACAACCACAUCCUCAUCCACAUCCGCAUCCUUAUCCACAACCACAUCCACAUCCACAACCACAACCACAGGCACAUCCACAUCCUCAUCCACAUCCACAUUCACAACUACAUCCUCAUCCUCAUCCACAUCCACAUCCUCAUCAAGAUCAUCCUCAUCCACAUCCUCAUCCACAUCCACAUCCGCAUCCACAUCCACAACCACAACCACAUCCUCAUCCACAACUGCAUCCUUAUGCACAACCACAUCCACAUCCUCAUCCACAUCCUCAUCCACAACCACAUCCUCAUCCACAACCACAUCCUCAUCCACAUCCUCACCCUCAUCCACAACCACAUCCUCGUCCACAACCACAACCAUAACCACAGGCACAUCCUCAUCCUCAUCCACAACCACAGGCACAUCCACAACCACAUCCUCAUCCACAUCCACAUCCUCUUCCAUAUCCACAUCAUCCUCAACCACAUCCUCAUCCACAUCCUCAUCCACAUUCACAUCCACAACCACAUCCUCAUCAUCAUCCACAACCACAUCCUCAUCCACAACCACAUACUCAUCCUCAUCCACAACCACAUCCUCACCCUCAUCCACAUCCACAUCCUCAUCCACAUCCACAUCCACAACCACAACCACAUCCUCAUCCAUAUCCACAUCAUCAUCCUCAACCACAUCCUCAUCCACAUCCUCAUCCACAUCCACAACCACAUCCACAACCACAUCCUCAUCCUCAUCCUCAUCCACAACCACAUCUUCAUCCUCAUCCACAUCCACAACCACAUCCACAUCCUCAUCCACAACCACAACCACAGGCAGACCCUCAUCCACAUCCUCAUCCACAUCCACAUCCUCAUCCACAUUCACAUCCUCAUCCUCAACCACAACCACAAUCACAUCCUUAUCCACAACUGCAUCCUUAUCCACAACCACAUCCACAUCCUCAUCCAUAUCCUCAUCCACAACCACAUCCUCAUCCACAACCACAUCCUCAUCCACAUCCACAUCCUCAUCCACAUCCUCACCCUCCUCCACAACCACAUCCUCGUCCACAACCACAACCAUAACCACAGGCAUAUCCUCAUCCUCAUCCACAACCACAUUCUCAUCCUCAUCCACAACCACAUCCUCAUCCUCAUCCAAAACCACAUCCUCAUCCACAACCACAACCACAUCCUCAUCCUCAUCCAUAACCACAUCCUCAUCCACAUCCACAUCCUCAUCCACAUCCACAACCACAUCCUCAUCCACAUCCACAUCCUUAUCCACAACCACAUCCUCAUCCACAACCACAACCACAUCCUCAUCCACAACCACAUCCUCAUCCACAUCCACAUCCUCACCCUCAUCCACAACCACAUCCUCAUCCACAUCCACAUCCACAGGCACAACCACAGGCACAUCCUCAUCCACAUCCUUAUCCACAACCACAUCCUUAUCCACAUCCACAACAACAUCCUCAACCUCAUCCACAUCCACAUCCUCAUCCAAGACUUCAUCCACAUCCACAUCCUCAUCCACAUCCACAUCCUUAUCCACAACCACAUCCUCAUCCACAUCCACAACCACAUCCUCACCCUCAUCCACAUCCACAUCCUCAUCCACAUCCACAUCCACAUCCACAUCCACAUCCACAACCACAACCACAUCCUCAUCCAUAUCCACAUCAUCAUCCACAACCACAUACACAUCCACAUCCGCAUCCUUAUCCAUAACCACAUCCACAUCCUCAUCCACAACCAUAUCCACAUCCUCAUCCACAACCAGCACAUCCUCAUCCACAUCCUCAUCCACAUCCACAUCCGCAUCCACAUCCACAACCACAACCACAUCCUCAUCCACAUCCUUAUCCACAACCACAUCCUCAUACACAUCCUCAUCCACAACCACAUCCUCAUCCACAACCACAACCACAUCCUCAUCCACAACCACAUCCUCAUCCUCAUCGACAUCCACAACCACAUACUCAUCCACAUCCUCAUCCUUAUCCAUAACCACAUCCACAUCCUCAUCCACAACCACAUCCACAUCCUCAUCCACAACCACAACCACAGGCAGAUCCUCAACCACAUCCUCAUUCACAUCCUCAUCCACAUCAACAUCCACAACCACAUCCUCAUCAUCAUCCACAACCACAUCCUCAUCCACAUCCCCAUCCACAUCCUUAUCCACAACCACAUCCUCAUCCACAACCACAUCCUCAUCCACAACCACAUCCUCAUCCACAACCACAUCCUCAUCCUCAUCCACAUCCACAACCACAUACUCAUCCACAUCCUCAUCCUUAUCCAUAACCACAUCCACAUCCUCAUCCACAACCACAUCCACAGGCAGAUCCUCAUCCACAUCCUCAUCCUCAUCCACAUCCACAUCCUCAUCCACAUUCACAACCACAUCCUCAUCCACAACCACAACC